This is a messenger RNA of Medicago truncatula (barrel medic), 827 nucleotides long. RefSeq lists its product as uncharacterized. Lineage: Eukaryota; Viridiplantae; Streptophyta; Magnoliopsida; Fabales; Fabaceae. The transcript has 3 exons. Gene Ontology annotation, biological process: regulation of circadian rhythm; response to cold. The record is from RefSeq and is a predicted model, not a curated record. The coding region runs from base 280 to 684 and encodes 134 amino acids.
UAAAGAUCUAAUAAAGCAACUACUGCAAUUUCAUCAUACUUUCCUCCGACCUCUCUAAGAUAUUUAUUUCAUCACCAUCACACAAGAAACCGAACCUUUAACAACCUUCAUUAAAAAUCUCUUAUAAAUCAAAAUAAAAACAACCAUUGUUAAAAAUCACUACCUCUUCUCUUUCAAAAAAAAAAACAUAAAAAUCACAACCUCUUCUAAAUUCCAACACAUUUUUGCUUCAUUCCUCGAAAUCUCUUUUAACACAAACCCAUUCAUUCUUCCACACCUAUGGAUUCUUCUAUGGUGCAAGUACCAGAAAGUAAAACCACGUCGUUUUGGACAAAUGAAAAACACGUAAACUACCUCAAUACUAUGGAAGCUUCUUUUCUUCGUACAAUGUUCCAAAACAAAGGUUGUCGUUCUUCUUCUUCCCAUCACAGCCGUCAAAUUCUUCGACUCGAUCGACAACUUCCCGAUAGCUCUGAAUCAACCCUUGAUUUGAAACCUCACCAUGGAAGCCGCACCAGAAAACACCAUAAAACUUCAGAUUCGAUGGGUCCAACAAUGAGAAGAACACGGAGGAGAUCAUCUCAGCCGUUCAAUUCAAAUGAUCAGGUGGUCCCACAAGUAGAAAAUGAAAGCAAAGGUGUAGCGCCCUAUAAUGGCGACUUUGACAAAGGAGCAGAAAAUUAAUGUUUUUUUUUGGUUAUAUGCAGAAAAUUAAUGUUUAGUGUACCUCUUCUACCCACAAUCAAAUUAUUAUAAUUUUUUUGGUUACAACAAUCAAAUUAUUAUCAACAAAAGAUACACAUUUAAUUUUAUUUUAUUUUUGUCAA